Molecule: messenger RNA, 879 nt
Organism: Baudoinia panamericana UAMH 10762
Lineage: Eukaryota; Fungi; Ascomycota; Dothideomycetes; Mycosphaerellales; Teratosphaeriaceae
Exons: 1
Cellular component (GO): eukaryotic translation initiation factor 4F complex
Molecular function (GO): protein binding; mRNA binding; translation initiation factor activity
Source: RefSeq, a predicted model, not a curated record
AUUACCCCCCUGCAAAAAUCGACGAGUGGUUGGACCGCUACCAGCAUUGGUCGGCCCUCGAUGGCUGGCCCAGAUCUAAGCGGCCAUAUGGCGCCUGACAUGGUGCAGCGUAAGGUGAAGUCCAAUCUCAACAAGAUGACGCCAGACAACUUCGAGAAGAUUUCCGAUCAGAUCUUGGAGAUUGCGCAUCAGUCGAAGAACGAGACCGAUGGCCGGACGCUACGCCAGGUCAUUCAGCUCACGUUCGAGAAGGCCUGCGACGAGUCUCACUGGGCUGGCAUGUACGCCAAAUUCUGUGCUAAGAUGCUUACCACCAUGAGCACUGACAUCCAAGACGAGACGAUCAAGGACAAGAACGGCAACCCGGUCGUUGGCGGUGCGCUCUUCCGCAAGUAUUUGCUCAACCGUUGUCAGGAAGAGUUCGAGCGCGGUUGGCAAGCUAAUCUGCCUGAUAAGCCGGAAGGUGAGAGCGCAGAAGUCAAGCUGCUUUCAGACGAGUACUAUGUCGCCGCUGCGGCCAAGCGUCGUGGCCUGGGUCUUAUCCAGUUCAUCGGACAACUCUAUAAGCUUAGGAUGCUUACGAUCAAGAUCAUGCACGAGUGCGUCAUGCGUCUGCUCAACUUCGAAGGCGAGCCGGAUGAAGCUACCGUGGAGAACCUGACUACACUCCUCAAGGCCGUGGGGUCUACCAUGGACCAGGAUGAGCAAGGUCAGGGCUUGAUGAAUGCGUACUUCCAGCGCAUUGAGGACGCCUUUGUUAAGAGCGACAAGUUGGCCAGCCGGCCGCGCUUCAUGAUCAUGGAUUUGAUAGACCUGCGGAAAGCGGGCUGGAGGGGUAAGGGCGACACGAAGGGUCCGAAGACUAUUGAUGAGAUUCAC